This is a messenger RNA of Salvia hispanica, 1694 nucleotides long. RefSeq names its product B-type cell cycle switch protein ccs52A-like. The record is from RefSeq and is a predicted model, not a curated record. Gene Ontology annotation, molecular function: protein binding; ubiquitin ligase activator activity; anaphase-promoting complex binding. Gene Ontology annotation, cellular component: anaphase-promoting complex. Gene Ontology annotation, biological process: positive regulation of ubiquitin protein ligase activity; anaphase-promoting complex-dependent catabolic process; positive regulation of anaphase-promoting complex-dependent catabolic process. NCBI's taxonomy places the organism in Eukaryota, Viridiplantae, Streptophyta, Magnoliopsida, Lamiales, Lamiaceae.
AUGGAAACGAGCAUGUUCUCUCCCGACUCCAAAACUCCGUCGCCGAAGCUUCUCUACCGCCGCCCCUCUUCCUCCCGCACAAUUUACGGGGAUCGCUUCAUCCCCAGCCGCUCCUCUUCCAAUUUCGCCCUCUUUAAUCUUCCUAAUUCUACCUCCAACCAUGAUUCAACUUCGCCCUACAACAACCUCUUGAAGUCCGCCCUCUUCGGCCCUGAAUGCCUCCAGCCUUCCACGCCCCAGAAAUCUUCCUCCUCGAGCAGAAAUAGUAUCAAUGCUACUGAUUUCCUCACUAGUCCUCCCAAUUGCAAUAUUUUCAAGUAUAAAACCGAAACGAAGAAACCCCUGCAUUCGCUCACGCCGUUUGGAUUUGAUCCUCACGGUCCUACUGCUAAGGCCCCAAGGGAACUUCCUAGGUCUCCUUACAAGGUUCUGGAUGCACCUGGUUUGGAAGAUGAUUUCUAUCUCAACCUCGUCGACUGGUCUUCGCAUAAUGUGCUGGCUGUGGGGAUGGGAAACUCUGUUUAUUUGUGGCAUGCUUCUAACAGCAAGGUAGUGAAGUUGUGCGAUUUACAAUCUGAUGAUAGUGUCUGUUCUGUUCGCUGGGCUCAGCACAAUACACAUCUUGCUGUUGGAACUAACAAUGGGAAACUCCAAUUAUGGGAUACUUCUCGUUGCAAGAGGAUAAGAACAAUGGAUGGACAUCGGAAGCGAGUUGGAGCCCUAGCCUGGAGUUCAUCCACAUUGUCUUCAGGAAGCCGCGAUAAAAGUAUUCUUCAGCGUGAUAUACGAGCUCGGGAAGAUUACGUUAGCAAGUUAACCGGGCAUAAAGAUGAGGUUUGUGGAUUGGAGUGGUCUUAUGACAAUCGAGAAUUAGCAUCAGGUGGAGGUGACGAUAGACUUUUCGUAUGGAAUCAACAUUCGACCCAGCCUGUGCUAAAAUACUGUGAACACACUGCUGCUGUAAAAGCAAUUGCGUGGUCGCCCCAUCUUUAUGGACUCCUUGCUUCCGGGGGUGGAAGUGCUGACCGAUGCAUCCGUUUCUGGAAUACAACUACUAAUACAAAACUAAGUAGCAUGGAUACUGGAAGUCAGGUGUGCAAUCUCGCGUGGUCGAAGAAUGUCAAUGAACUUGUGAGCACCCAUGGCUACUCCAAAAACCAAAUAAUCUUGUGGAGAUAUCCUUCAAUGUCAGAGUUGGCUACCCUCACUGGCCAUACAUCCAGAGUACUCUACCUUGCCAUUUCACCAGAUGGGCAGACAAUCGUAACAGGAUCAGGAGAUGAAACGCUUGCUCUGGAAUCUUUUCGCUUUGCCAAAAUCUCAGAACACAAAAAGUGAAAUCUGUGCAUCAUCUCUUGGAAGGACGCAAAUUCGCUGAUCUUCUGCUACGUAUUACUCAUCUUAUUUACUCAUGUUGCUCUGCUCACAACGAAUUUUACUGCUCCAAACGCAGUAACGCGGGGAGCAGAUAAGUUGAGAGACGACGCAGAGCUGCGGUCCCGCGGUAAAAUGCAGAAGGUUACAAAUAUUUUAUCAGCUGAUUGUAGUCUCAACAAUCAAGAAAAACUGGUAAAUAUCUACUGUUUCUAAUAUUUUAGAAACAUGACCAGAGUGUGCAGGAGACAACAGAAUUAUUUUUCUGUAAAUAAUUAUUCUUGGAGUUCUGGAGAUAAUAAACUAAACGGGAGCGCUUA